GGCGAGCUUGAACCGUGUGCCAAGCACCGAGUUACAAGUCAUCCGAGUUCACAUCGUGCAGAACAGAACUGUAUACGCUGCUGACGAGAAAGCUUAACACAUUUUCAAGCAACGAAACGAGGAAAAUUUCGUGGGCAAACAAGCAGUAUUCUCAAAGGAAAAAAUAACAACAAAAAUGAGCAGUGUGAAUAAAAGAAUUUUUAAUUGAUUUGAAAUCAAAUUCGAAAAAACUAUCGAUCAGAAUUACAAAAGAAACAACUAAGCAAACAAGCGCACAAUGAAACUGAUAAUAUUAAAGAUGGUGAUAAGGGAAUUCUAGUCCGGAAGAAAAUCAAGUCAAAUAAAACAAAUUCAAGUCAAAUAUGAAAUAGUCUCAAGGAGAAGUCAAGCAUCCGAUUUCCACGUUUCAACAUUUGUGAGGACCAGAAGCAGCAGCAGCAGAAGCAGCAGCAGCAGCAGAAGGAACAACGACAGCCCACAAAUCGUCUACACAUUGAUGUGCGAUUUGAGCGUGUGAAUGUUGGCAGCCCUGGAGCCCUGCCUCGGUGGUUUAGCCUGUACUAGGGGAUGUCGGGGUGUGAUCAAAGCACUGUCGAAUCAUUGGCCGAUGAUCCAACAGAUUCACCAUUCGAUGCCGAUGAUUGUCUCAAAGUUCGCAAGUACUGGUGCUUUCUGCUGUCCAGCAUCUUUACAUUCCUUGCUGGCCUGCUCAUUGUGCUGCUAUGGCGGGCAUUCGCGUUCAUCUGCUGCCGCAAGGAGCCCGACCUGGGACCCAACGAUCCCAAGCAGAAGGAGCAGAAGGCGUCCCGCAACAAACAGGAGUUCGAGGGCACCUUUAUGACAGAAGCAAAAGACUGGGCUGGAGAGCUUAUCUCGGGUCAAACAACAACUGGUCGAAUUUUGGUCGUACUCGUAUUUAUACUCAGCAUUGCAUCCCUCAUUAUAUACUUUGUUGAUGCAUCUAGCGAAGAAGUCGAAAGAUGCCAAAAGUGGAGUAACAACAUUACUCAACAGAUCGAUCUCGCAUUCAAUAUAUUUUUUAUGGUUUACUUUUUUAUACGAUUCAUAGCGGCGUCCGAUAAGCUUUGGUUUAUGUUAGAAAUGUACAGUUUUGUAGAUUAUUUUACAAUACCCCCGUCCUUCGUAUCAAUAUAUUUAGAUCGAACAUGGAUCGGUCUUCGAUUUCUUCGAGCGCUACGUCUCAUGACUGUUCCAGAUAUUUUACAAUAUUUAAACGUACUAAAAACAUCGAGCUCCAUACGCUUGGCUCAACUAGUAUCAAUUUUUAUAUCCGUGUGGUUAACAGCAGCGGGCAUUAUACAUCUGCUGGAGAACUCUGGCGAUCCGCUGGAUUUUAAUAAUGCUCAUCGUUUAUCGUAUUGGACCUGUGUCUAUUUCCUAAUUGUGACCAUGUCAACGGUAGGAUAUGGUGACGUUUACUGUGAGACUGUCCUGGGAAGAACAUUUCUCGUGUUCUUUCUGCUCGUCGGCUUGGCCGUUUUCGCUAGUUGGAUACCAGAAAUCACUGAACUGGCCGCCCAGAGAAGCAAAUAUGGUGGAACAUAUAGCAAGGAUCCUAGAAAAAGACAUAUUGUGGUAUGCGGUCAUAUAACAUACGAGUCCGUGUCGCAUUUCCUGAAGGACUUUCUCCACGAAGAUCGGGAGGAUGUCGAUGUCGAAGUGGUCUUUCUCCAUCGUAAACCACCCGAUUUGGAACUUGAGGGUUUGUUCAAACGUCAUUUUACCACCGUGGAGUUCUUCCAAGGAACCAUUAUGAAUCCGAUUGAUCUGCAAAGGGUUAAGGUUCACGAAGCCGAUGCCUGCCUUGUGCUAGCUAACAAAUAUUGCCAAGAUCCCGACGCAGAAGAUGCUGCCAACAUCAUGAGAGUGAUCUCCAUCAAGAACUACAGCGACGACAUUCGUGUCAUCAUCCAGCUGAUGCAGUACCACAAUAAGGCGUACUUGCUCAACAUACCAUCGUGGGACUGGAAACAGGGCGACGAUGUCAUCUGCCUGGCCGAGCUGAAGCUGGGCUUCAUUGCCCAGAGCUGUCUGGCCCCCGGAUUCUCCACCAUGAUGGCCAAUCUGUUUGCCAUGCGAUCGUUCAAGACGUCGCCAGACAUGCAGUCUUGGACAAAUGAUUACCUGCGCGGCACUGGCAUGGAAAUGUACACAGAAACAUUGAGUCCCACAUUUAUUGGAAUACCAUUUGCUCAGGCCACUGAGCUGUGUUUUUCCAAGCUGAAGCUGCUGCUGCUCGCCAUCGAGAUCAAGGGAGCCGAGGAGGGUGUGGACAGCAAAAUUUCGAUUAACCCGCGCGGGGCCAAGAUUCAGGCCAAUACGCAGGGCUUUUUCAUAGCACAAAGCGCCGAUGAGGUGAAGCGUGCCUGGUUCUACUGCAAAGCCUGCCACGAGGACAUCAAGGACGAGACGCUGAUCAAGAAAUGCAAAUGCAAAAACUUGACUGUUCAGCCCAGGAGCAAAUUUGAUGACUUAGAUGUCGGCAUGAUUAUGAUGCAGACGGGCAUGGUCAACCAAGGCAUCACAUCGGUGAUGAAUACAAUGGAGGAUGAACACCAUCCUGCACCCACAUUUACGCCUCCAGAGCUACCCAAGCGGGUGCAUGUGCGUGGAUCUGUAUCGGGUGAUAUCACACGUGACAGAGAAGAUACGAAUCUACUCAAUCGCAAUGUGCGCCGUCCUAAUGGCACUGGCAACGGUACAGGGGCCAUGCAUCAUAUGAACAACACGGCUGCCGCAGCCGCCGCUGCUGCCGCGGCGGGCAAGCAGGUGAACAAGGUGAAGCCCACGGUGAAUGUGAGCCGGCAGGUCGAGGGUCAAGUAAUAUCGCCGUCGCAGUACAACAGGCCACCAGAGAAUGAUGCUAACCCUUAUGCGGGCUAUCAACUUGCUUACGAAGUUAAAAAGCUCAUGCCGACGAGUCGCAGCUCCGGCACGGGCACGCAGAAUCAAAAUGGCGGCGUUUCAUUGCCCGCCGGCAUAGCGGACGACCAGUCGAAGGACUUUGAUUUCGAGAAGACCGAAAUGAAGUACGACUCGACGGGCAUGUUCCACUGGAGUCCGGCAAAGAGCUUAGAAGACUGCAUACUGGAUCGCAACCAGGCGGCCAUGACAGUGCUGAAUGGUCAUGUGGUCGUCUGUCUGUUCGCCGAUCCCGAUUCGCCGCUGAUCGGUCUGCGGAAUCUGGUGAUGCCCUUGCGGGCGUCCAAUUUCCACUACCAUGAGCUGAAGCAUGUGGUGAUUGUGGGAUCGGUGGACUACAUCCGGCGGGAGUGGAAGAUGCUGCAGAACCUGCCCAAGAUAUCGGUGCUGAAUGGCUCGCCCCUGAGUCGCGCCGACCUGCGGGCGGUCAACGUCAAUCUGUGUGAUAUGUGCUGCAUACUGUCGGCCAAAGUUCCUAGCAACGACGAUCCCACGCUGGCCGACAAGGAGGCCAUCCUCGCCUCGCUCAACAUCAAGGCCAUGACCUUCGAUGACACGAUCGGCGUGCUCAGCCAGCGCGGCCCGGAGUUCGACAACCUGAGCGCGACCGCCGGCAGCCCGAUUGUGCUGCAGCGUCGCGGUUCAGUGUAUGGCGCCAAUGUGCCCAUGAUUACAGAACUGGUCAAUGAUAGUAACGUGCAGUUUCUCGAUCAAGACGACGACGAUGAUCCAGAUACAGAGCUGUAUCUGACGCAGCCCUUUGCCUGCGGCACAGCCUUCGCUGUGAGUGUGUUAGACUCACUGAUGUCCACGACAUACUUCAAUCAAAACGCCUUAACGCUGAUCCGCUCACUGAUCACGGGCGGAGCCACACCCGAGCUGGAGCUGAUCCUUGCCGAGGGAGCCGGCCUGCGCGGUGGCUACAGCACCGUGGAGAGUCUGAGUAAUCGAGACAGAUGUCGAGUGGGCCAGAUAUCCCUAUACGAUGGCCCGCUGGCGCAGUUCGGAGAGUGCGGCAAGUACGGGGAUCUGUUCGUGGCCGCCCUCAAGUCGUACGGCAUGCUGUGCAUAGGCCUGUACCGGUUCCGGGACACCAGCUCCAGCUGUGAUGCGAGCAGCAAACGAUAUGUAAUAACCAACCCACCCGAUGACUUUUCACUACUGCCAACAGAUCAGGUAUUCGUUUUAAUGCAAUUCGAUCCGGGGCUGGAGUACAAGCCGCCAGCGGUGCGAGCACCCGCCGGCGGACGCGGCACCAACACACAAGGCUCCGGGGUCGGAGGGGGCGGCUCCAACAAGGAUGAUAACUCUUGAUUGUUACUGUGUAGCGCCUUAACUGAUGGUCCUUAUUCGUACAUUUGAACGGUGGAGAAGAUCAUUCAAAGCAGAGCAUCGCAUUUCUGGCACCUAUCUAUAGAACUAUUGGCAUAAGAUUCGAUCCGCAAAACAAACAAAACCCCAACAAAGACAUAUUUGUAUGUAUCGAUUGUACCGUGUACAAAACUGAAAUCAAAAGCGUUAACUAGUUAGAAAUCCCCCAAAAAAGCUGGGUGCCAGCAGGUGUGUUGCUCUGUCCCUUCAUGUGUGUGGAGGCGUGCGACGCGAUGUACUUUGUCCAUCCCAAUUAACAAUCAAGAGACAGCCCGAACAACGCCAGAGCAACUGCAACGUCAACGGUAGCGCCGCCUGCCUCCACAUAUAUGUGGGGCAUUAAUUCAGAUCAGGGGAGCAGAACAUCAUCCCCGUUAUCCAUCGUUCAAUUGCCAACUGAUUGCUUCCCACAUCAUUCCGUAUGCCUUUUUAGAACCUUGAAAUUAACAUAUUCUUAUUCUAUUAUAUUUUAUUCUAUUCUAUUCUCCGUAGUUAUAUUUAUAAUUUUACCACUACUCUUACUCUGCAUUGGUUUAUCUGCUACACACUUAAUUAUUACCCUUCUUAUUUUGUAAUCUUUUCUGUGCCCCCAAUAAAAUAUUCUUGUUUACGCGUUGAGUUUAUGAUUUGGAUACCAAUCAAUCCCUGUUCGAUUUAGUAAUUGAAGCAACAAUCAUUAGUUAUAUCGAUGGGUAUGUAUUUACGUAUUCGUUAGUUCGUUAAAUAAUCAUUUACAUUUAAAUUAAAGUUUACAUUUAGUCAUCUUUAAUCACUUAUUUCAUGUCAUUUUGGUUUACACUUGAGUUCAGUUCAUGGCGCUAUCAUUGCAUAAGAAUUAAUCGAUCAAUUCUAAACGAAAAAUCCAUCUUAAUGGUGUGACGUAAGCAAUUGGGAACCAUUAGUGAGGUAAGCUACACAUUAAACAAGGAAAACAGCCAAUCGACCAGACCAGAUCGAUUGGCAGAAACUACAACUAAAACUAGGUCUAAGUACUAAACGAAACGAAACACAAGACACAAUCUAUGUACUUUCACCGACACCAACAACUGUCUCAGAGUCUUUCUCUAAGCUGCAGACUAGCAGCAGCAACUACGCAACAAUUUAUACAUAACAAAAAACACACAUAGAACUCAACAAGACACAGAUGCGAGCAGAGGUAGAGAUGAUACAUCCAGUAUCCUGUAUGCUGUACCCUGUACCCUGCAUACAGGGCGAUGGGGCUUAAACGAAUUGUUGUUGUGCCAGCAUACAAAUUCAAAAACUGCAUUUAGAAGUUUCUGAGCAUGCGCAAAAUGAUUUAUAUAGAGCGAGUCAUACUGUAAUCAUUUAACUUUAAAAGUAUAACUAAACACAAAUAUUGAUUAGCGACUAUUAAAGGCCAACAAUCAGCUAGCUAAUUCGUACACUUAAAGCAAAUGCAACUACCAAUACGAAGCUCGACUCGAAUACGAUAUUUUAUUGAAUCUAGAAAGCAGGUAAAAGCCAGAGUUAGGCCAGAGGUUGUUUCAGCAAAGGAUUAUAAAGAAAGGACUACUUACAUACAUACGUAUGUAUGUACUACCCAAGCAAGAAGCUAGAAGAAUUACACAUAACUAAUGCUUUUUAACUCGACUUAACACGUCAUCUCCUUGUGGGGACAGACUUCAACUUUGCUAAUUCGAAAUUCAAAAACUUUUCACACUUACAUUUUCACCUACAAACACACACACACACACACAUAGACACAAAAUACUCAAAACAAAAUACUGUAAGUAGCGCAUUCAAAUCAUUCAAAUUAUCCAAUCUAGAGUACAACUAUAUACCUAGUGAGGUAUAGAGUGCCAGGAUCAGCUGAUGAAAACGUAGUUAGUAAUAUUUUUUAGUGUACGAGUAUGUGAAUGUGUGCGCUUUUUACCAGCGAUUUACGAGCAGCAUCUGUGGUGUUCUAAACAAUUUUUGAUAGAUACAAUCGGUAAACCAAAUCGAAGGACGACAACGUUCUGUGUUCUCCGUUUUUCUCAGACUUUUCUCCUUCUCCGAUCUGUAAAUCUAAACGAACUUCUAUCAAUCUUUCACGCACCUGCGCUCGAGCCGCCAAAAGGGUAACGCUCUGUUUUUUGUACAUAGCCUGUAAAUAUACCUAUAUAAAGUAACUCCAGAUAGUAUCUCGGAUAUGUUAUCGUUUCGUUGUGCAACCAGUUUACCAGGUACCAUAAAUUUGUAUGUAAUUUGUUCAAAUGAUAAACACUGCCAAAGCGUAUAGAAAUCACAUUAAAUGUAGAUCAGCCAACCCGAAGCAGAUAGCAUUCAUCCGACAAAAAUGGGUAAUACGAAUACCAGCGUAAUAGAAGCGAAACAAGAACACGGCACAGAGCAGCAGCAGCAGCAUUCAAUGAUUAGGUUUGUUUCCACCCAUGAUUAGCCAAUAACAAAUUUAAGUAAAACGAAUUCGAGCUUUUAAAAUUAAUACAUCAAAAACCAAAAGGGGAGAACGUAAGGGAAAUAAGUGAAUGAGAAUAACGAGUUCAUUAUCGUUUUGUAUCUGAUUUGUAGGGGAUUUUUGUGUAGCCUAGGCUUACCCAGAACGUAAACUUAAAUAAAUAUGUGAAUAUUAUGCGCCUUCGAAACUUAUGUAAACGUGUAUGUAGCCGUGCAAUGUGAGAAAACAUUUAAACUCCAUUUAAAGUAAACGUAAACGUAACGGUAAAGGUAAAGGUAAAGGAAAAGGAAUUAGUCAGGUGUAAAUGUUAAUGAAUGAAGGGCAGAGCAUAGCAUAGCUUAGCAUAAAACAUAAGACGACUAGAUAUCGUGGCAAGAAGUUCAUUAUUGUUAAUGCUAAAUUUAAAACUAAAUAUUAAAUCGAUUAACAACAACCGCAUUUGCAAUCCUAAAAUAACAAGAGAUAGACAACCAGUGAGAGGAGUAGCGAAAACCCAAAAGUUAAACAUAAUUUUUAAAUGAAUAUACUAGGCAUUACAUUUAUAGAAAUCUCACCUACACGUACACAGAUACACACCAAGUCACAUAAGAACACAAAUACACACACACCUACACAAACACAACAGCGAAGACCCCAACAACAAGAACAAAAUGAACUCUCGAUGUUGUGAAACUUGAUCAAAUCAUGUUUACGCUAUAACAGAUCAAUAGGAAACCAACUAAAUAAGACCACAUACUAUUCAGAAGCAUACCCGAAUACCCAAACAUACCCAAAAGCUUCUUGAUAACAUACAAAAAGAAAAACAAAAAUUAGCCCCAAACCAAUAUCGAAGAAAGAACUCUCCGACAAAGCUGCCUUUGCCAUUCAUAUUUCCAAUUGAAUAAAGUUCAAAUACUUUUUCCACUUCGCUUCAUCGACAAGUUCUCAGCAGCUUUGUUCACAAGAAAAAGCUAUAUACAGACACAUAUAUAUUAAUUAAAUCGCAUAAAACUAUUCAAUGCUGUAUAACUAACUUUAAGGGAAAACUUUUUAUAGAAAAUCGGUGAAUAAAAAUGCAAAAAAAAUAUAUAAAAAAUAUAUAUUAUCAUACUCGUAAAUGUGAAGCUAUGCAGCAUUUUACUGUAGUUAGAUUUUUUGUAUAGAAUCAACGUUUGCAGCUAAACAAAAAAAAAACAAACAAAAA
Molecule: messenger RNA, 7916 nt
Organism: Drosophila pseudoobscura
Lineage: Eukaryota; Metazoa; Arthropoda; Insecta; Diptera; Drosophilidae
Gene: slo
Product: calcium-activated potassium channel slo
Exons: 27
Coding region: 568-4257 (1229 amino acids)
Biological process (GO): potassium ion transmembrane transport
Cellular component (GO): postsynaptic membrane
Molecular function (GO): large conductance calcium-activated potassium channel activity
Source: RefSeq, a predicted model, not a curated record